Molecule: messenger RNA, 915 nt
Organism: Hordeum vulgare subsp. vulgare (domesticated barley)
Lineage: Eukaryota; Viridiplantae; Streptophyta; Magnoliopsida; Poales; Poaceae
Product: formin-like protein 14
Exons: 2
Coding region: 33-812 (259 amino acids)
Source: RefSeq, a predicted model, not a curated record
CGACGGUAUGGCUACUUCGUUCACGAAACUAAAUGGUUUUAGUUAGCGCUAAUUGCCCAUCCCACGUGGUCUCGCGGUCAAUCCCCCGCUCGCCCCGCAGGACGCCGCGCCUCCCCCGGUCGGCCCGCCUCCCCUCACUCGUCGCGCCGCGCCGCUCGCCUCUGAACUACCCUCGCCUCGCCAUCUGCUCGCCCGCUCCACGUUGCCCCGCCCGUAGCUGCCGCUCGCCCUCGCUGCCCACUCAGUGCCGCCCCCGCCCGCAUCGGUUGCUAGGCCCCGCAGCCGUUGCUCGCCCCCGCCUGCCGCCCGCUCAGCGCCACUCCCGCCUGCGCCGGUUGCUAGGUCCACAGCCGCCGCUCGCCCCCGCCUCGUCGCCCGGUCAGCGACGCCUAUUCCCGCACCCAUCGCCUCCCGCCGCUCGGCGUAGACGGUCGCCGGUCGCUUGGCCUGCCCCGAUAAGUAGGACAAGCGGCCGCCACGAGACGUCUUCUGCUGCAGACAGAGAAGUCGGCAAACAAACCGGACUUGAGGAGGCGAUGUCAAAGAGGUAUGUGGCCCUGAAUGUGCAGAGGAGGCCACACGCCGAACCAACCAUGGUGACAUCCCAGAACUGUGCCUCGACGGUCUCUGGACACUGCAAAAACCAUCGCCACCCCACCAGUAGGGUCACGACGAGGAUAAGAGAGGCUGAGCCACUACCGGAGCAGAACAACCCUGCUGGCGUUGCCGCUACGCGAUCAUUGCCCAGGGAUGCCCUCUGGCGAAGGCGAGGGGAGGAGAGUGAAGUUGCAGCUGGGGAGGGGUGCUCAUAGAAUCAGUACACAAGUGAUAUUAAAACAAGGCAACACAUAUCUCCUAAGAGGUGCUUCCAUGUUUCAAGCAUUUUAUAUCCGCCGACCUGUCACAAGGAUGAGG